AUGUACCCAACACGCUGGAUAAAUAGGUAACUCUGAUUAUCAAUCAUAGUAAUGCUGGCGGUCGGGAUCGACCAAUAGCUGAUGAGUUUACAAGUGUGAUUUUUCCAGUAUAUUGAAGCUUACGACAGAAAAAAAAACUAUUAGAGAGACCUGUUCCACCCUCUCUGUGUUGGAGGUGGACGAGAUCUGAAAAAUUUAAAGGUUAUUGAUGCAAACUAGACUAGUAAUAUAAUGAUUUUGUCUAUUUCACUCCUUAGGUCUUCAUCCAUUGGUUGCCAACGUCUGAGAAUCUUCUGUAAACAUGUUGUAAGUGUCACUCUAGGCUUAACAACAGUAUCAUCAUUAGAUGAAGGCACUGAAGGGAUAAUUGAUGUUAUAACUCAAACACUUUUUAGCCAGGGCCGCUAGUAGUAAGAAAUAAAAAUAAUUGGAUAAUGUCUAUUCUCUAAUUAGCCCCCCCCCCCUUGAAUGAUCCCCACCUCUCUCUGAUGAGCCUCCCCCUUCUGAUGAGACCCUUCUCUUUGGAAAGCCUUUCUCUGGUCAAAUAAAGGCUCCCUAUCUGAUAAACCCCUCUCUCUCUUUAAAGCUCCCAUUUUUGAACAGGUCUAGAAAGUCAAGUUUUUAAUGAGGCCCCUCUUUAACAAAUCCCACCCUCUCUAAGAAGCCCCCCUCUCUCUGUUCAGCCCUCCUCUCUAGUAAGCCCCUGGUCCACUGCUACAAGUCUCCACAAGCUCCCUCAUAGUUUACCAGAGUGUUAAUGGGUAUUGUUCAGAGCCAUCUGAUACUCUGCUGAUAGCCAGCUGAUUAUUGAACAACACUCACCAGGCCAUCAACCAAUGUCUUGAAGCCACUGAAAAUGGUUGACAUCUCAAAGGAGUAAUUGACUGACUUUCAUAUAUUGGUUAAGUGUGGGUUAACCAUCAGCUAAUUUUUCCUAAAAAAAAUACCCUAGACUGUUUUCUGAGGGACUUACUCCCACUUCCCAAUCCUAUUACCUUGUAUGCUGACAUGGAUAGGAUAAUGAGAUAUAGAUUGUGAUCAUUGUCUGUGUUUGAACUAUUUAUAGACAUUGAAAUGACCAACCUGAUUCCAAAUAAUUUUUUCCUUUCAGAGGAUGAAAUCUACCAGUGCAGAAAUGGUAAUAACUGAUUAAGUAACUGAUAUUUCUCUAUUUAUCUUUUAUUUAUUGAAUCCUGUUUUCAAGUAACAAACCUUGAGGCCCUUUGAAGUGUCCUCUGGCAUCAGUGUAACAAUAAACUUCUACACCAUACCUUAAUUUAACUGCCUCCUUUAAAUAUCAUUUUUUUGAUUUUGGUCUUUUUGUAGACGAGAAGUAAUUCUCUACAAUCUACUACACAUUUCUUAUGAUCAGAGCCUUAAAAAUUUUCCAUUAAAUCAAACAAAAUCCCUUACUUGAUACAAUAACUUUUCUUUCUUCUCCUCACUUCUCUGCUUGAAAAAAAAUUAUUUCCUUUUGGUCACUCCCUGGAGUGAAAAGUUUGAUGUUUCAUUCUUACUAAAAAAAAAUAAUCUGCAAUAUCCCUAUUAUCAUGUAAUAUAUUUUCUUAGGGCAUAUCAAUUAAUAGGGUAUAUGAACUAAAAGGUAAGUUUCCUUUUUUGUAUUGAACUUUUCAUGGAAUGUUAGCAUACUCUUUCUCAGUUAAACAUUAAUAUUCUCCAAGCCAAAUGUAAUGUGUGAUUUCCCGUCUGCUGAAAUCUUCCAGGAAGCAGAGGUAUUACUUGAAGUAAAAAAUAAAGUUGGUGUCAUCACUCUAAAUCGUCCAAAGGCACUGAAUGCUUUGAAUCUGAAUAUGAUCAGGGACAUCUACCCAGUGUUAAAGGUAAAAGUUCACUUAACCCUCUAACUCCCAAGAUCUGAUUGUUAAUUCUCCCCUCUAGUUACUACAAGAUGACAACUUCUACCUGAUAAGACUAAAAUUAUGAUAAUUGAAAAUGAAAUUUAUAAUUUUGUUUUCCCAGAGGAGUCUGUAAAAUGCAUAUACGCAGAUGCAUCUCUAACUCAAUAAUUUGGGUGUACAUUUAACACCCUCUCAGGGAAGUGGAGGUGGCUGGUAAUGAGUAUUUACUGAGUUGCAAUGUGUCUGAGUAAACAUCCACUGCUCAGAGCCUCAGACACUGAGAUAAAUAAUUGUUUUAAUAUGCACUAAAACAAUGAGAUAAUAUAGCAAAAAAAAGAUAUUUAAACUUCAUACAUUCCUGCAAGGAUUACAAUAUUUGAGUGCAAAUCUUUAGCGAGUUGCAUGGAGGUAAAUAGCAAAAGAUAUUUGGAGUUUGAGUUGCCAAUCAGAGCACAUCUCAACACAAUUCACUGUUUAGUAUAUGUAAAGAAAGUUUAUGAAAUAUGUUCUUUCAAAUAUGAAAAUGUAUUUUUUAAAGAAAGGGGAAAUAAAUAAUUUUUUUCAGGAAUGGGAGGCUGACCCAGCAGUAAGUUUAGUCUUGAUUAAAGGAGCAGGAGAUCGUGCCUUUUGUGCAGGUGGUGAUGUCAGGGGUGAGUUUGAAUUGAGUGUGCCAACAAUGUGGGAUCAUAUCAACAUCUCUGGUUAUGAUUAUUCUGGAAACAUUUCAACCUUUCACUGGUGUGAAUGUUGGUGGUGAGAACACCACUAAAAGCACAAACAUAGUUGGUAUUUUUUGUAAAUAACUUGUUUUGUAAAAUUCAUUAAACUUAAAGCUAUCAAAAUCAUGCUCCAACAUGAUAAUUUAUAUUUAGAAAUCUUACAUUGCAAAUAAAAACCUUACUAUUAAAUAAAUCUGAAAGUACCUGCAACUACUUCCCAUGUCAAUUCAAAUUAUGGAACUAAAAGAAGAGCCAUUCAAUUUAUUUCCUUGGUGAGAAAAUCUAACAUUUAUCGUUGUCACCAAUUUGUGAAUAGCUUGUGAUGUCCUUCAUUCUGCCUCUAGAAGUCAAAGUCCAUCAUUUGAUCUUUGAAUGUGUACUGCUAUUGACUUAUUAUAAAUGUUUAUACUUGACCCUUUACAAACUAACAUCAGUACACAUAUUCUUCAUACUGUUUUCUGUUCAUUUCUAAGAUGCUGGAAAGGAGAAUUAGUUAACCAAUUAAGAGCAUCUUUAGUUGGUGAUCAUUUCCUUUAUUCUUGUGACCUAAAUGUGUGAUUCAGGGGUCAUACUGUAAGGAGAAUUUAGAUGCUAGUCACCUGUAGGUUAGAAUUAAUUAAUGAUUAUGGUAACUGUAAAUGAAAUUAGAUAUUAACUUAACACUUUUUAAAUUCACAGCUGUAGCUGAAGCUGGGAAAAAGGGGGAUGAUCUUACCAAGCUGUUCUUUAAAGAGGAAUACAUGUUAAAUAAUGCAAUUGGUGAGUUAAUUUGUAUUUCUCCCCCAAAAAAUGAUUUGCCAGUUUGAAAUUUUUUUCAGAAAGUUUUCUCUUUCAAGUACAAUACAUGUAUGAUACAAGAUGCAGGAAACAGAUUUGAUGCACACUUAGGGUCUCUAUGCAUUGUAUUUACUUUUGAUUAGUGUUAGGGGUUGCUGCAUUUAAUUCUAUGUUAAAUCAACUUUCAGGAACACUUAAAACUCCUUAUGUGGCAUUCAUCAAUGGAAUAACAAUGGGAGGGGUGAGUAUAUAUUAAUACUUGUCAACUGAAAUGCAUGGCUUCAGUUUUGUUGUCCAGUUCUUCUUCAGUGGAUGAUUUGAUGUUUGUGUUAAUGUUUGUUGUUAGGGUGUUGGUUUAUCUGUCCAUGGCCACUUCCGAGUUGCUACAGAACGCACAGUGUUUGCUAUGCCAGAAACUGCAAUAGGUAUGGCCAAAAUAGACAUUUUGCUUCAAAGUUAUUGUAUGGAUUAUAGAGCUCUCAAGUUGAUUUACUGCCAAAGGGUGAGAUUUUUGACUGCAUAGCUGUCACCUGUGAUGCUGCAGGCAUCACUCUCCUGCAGGUGGUAGGGGGAAUGGGAUGCUACCUUGUAAAAUUGUGAAAAAUGGGCAUGUGUUUAGAGGUGCAUGUUACUGUUGGAAUAAGAACUUUCACUGAUAAAAAAUAUUCAAAGAAGUAUUUUUUCUGUCAAAUAAUUCUAACUGACAGAGGGGUGGUUGAUUAUAAGUUCUAUUUUUGUAUUCAACAAAUCAUUAUUUUUUAAGGUCUUUUUCCUGAUGUUGGAGGUGGUUACAUGUUACCUAGAAUGAAAGGAAAGUUAGGACUUUACCUUGCGUUAACAGGUGAGAAGAACUGAAUAUUUGUUGGAGUAUUUCUUUUAAUAUUCAAUAUUUAAUCUCUCAUUCAGUUUUUCUUUCUCAUUUUCAUUUUCAUUGUAUCAUUAUUUGGUAGUUAUACAAUCCCUUCCAUAACCCUACCCACCCUGCCCUGCCAAUAAUAGCUUUGUAUGUGUGUUCCCAGAGACUUCUAACUUAACAUGUCACUCUUAAGGUCAUAGAUUAAAAGGUUAUGACAUCAAACAUGCUGGAGUAGCUACACACUUUGUUACAAGUGAGAAGGUAAGAACUGAAAGUUCACCAUUGCAAGCUACCUCCUCUUAUAUUUCAUUUUUUUUUCAUAUUUCUUAAGGAUAAAAGGUAGACGGCUUAUGGUAGAUUAUUACCACAAGCUUUCUUGCCUAACAUCCUCUACUCUAUGGCAACCAGUUCAGUUGGUCCUUAAUACGGUUUUAAAAUUACUGAUGUGCAUUUUAGGUAAAGCAAUGUGAUUAUGGGAAUUGGGUUUUUAUCAUAAUAAUCAUUUUGUAAUUUGAUAUUUGAAUAAGAUUCAAUCUAAUGUUAUUUUUAUUUACAGUUAACAGACCUUGAGUCAGCAUUACUCAACCUUCCUGAUCCACAGAUGAAUACAGUGCAAAAUGUUUUGGAUAAUUAUGAUGAGAUGGUAAAAAAAUUGUUUUUGUUGUUUUAGUUGUUUUUAAAUAUUUAUCUCUAGGAGUUACAGUCGUUAAGUUUGUCAAACACAAAGAUAAAAUAUUAAAAGGCAAAAUUAACUUUUUAACAACAGUGCUCUGAUGAAGAACAGAAGGAGUUUGUGCUUGAGAAAUACAUACAUCAAAUUGACAGGUGAGUUAAAUAUUUGUUUCAUUGUUAUACCAUUUUCAGCUGUGAACAUUUAAGAUUUGUUCUUGUUUUUGUUGUUGUUGUAAAUGCCCCAGGCCAAAAAAUUGCUUUUCAUUUUGAAAUUUUUUUCAAAACACAUUUAAGAAUUAUCAUUUUUGUUGUUCUUCUUCUUAUGAACUUUCUAUUAUUAAAUGUACUAUGGAACAUUUUAAGAGAGAUUUAACUUUGAUUAAACCUGUUAAUUUUUCAUGUAAAUUAUGAAUAAUUUACUUGUUUCAUUGUAAUACCAUUUUCAGCUGUGAGCAUUUAAGAUUUGUUCUUGUUUUUGUUGUUGUUGUAAAUGCCCCAGGCCAGCUCUUACUUUUAAACACAUUUAAGAGUGUCAUAUCUUUGCUAUGGAACAUUUUAAGAGAGAUUAGCUUUGCGUGUGUGGUAUAUGUGUGUGUGUACAUUCACAUACACCUAUUUCAUUAUAUACGCUCAGAGGCUCUUUGAGAACCAUUGAGAACAUUACUAAGCAUUUUUCCUAAUAAAAAAAUCUGUUGAACAGCUGCUUUGACAAACCAACUAUAGAGGAAAUUUUAAAGGCAUUAAGGGAUGAUGGAUCAGAUUGGGCCAUGAAACAAGUUGAGGUAUGGCCGCUAUCUUUAGCCUUAAACCCUUUGACCCCUGAGAGUGACUAGCAUCUAAUUUCUCCUUACAAUAUCAACCCUGAGUUACACUCUAAGGUCAUACUUGAAUAAAGGAAAUGAUCACCAACUAUAGAAGCUCUUGAUUUUUAAACAAAUUCUCCUUGUCAGCACCUUAAAAAAUGUAUAGAAAACAGUAUGGGGAAUAUAGAUACUGAUGUUAGGGUGUCAAGGGUUAAUUGAGUUUAUAUUGAUGAUCAGAAAUACUGACCAACAUUGGGUUACUAAUUAUUCAGUCAUGUUGUCUUGACAAGUUUCAUGUUCAUUUGUGGCUAAUAUCUGGCCCAUAAAACCAUCUGCUAUGAAAUAAUUUCAUCAUAUUUCAUAUGUCAUCAUAUUUAUCAUACUGGCCCCAGUUGUUUGAAGGUUGGAUAACAUUAUUCACAGGAUAAAACUCUAUAUGGUGGUUAACACUAUACAUUUUGCUAACACUCAUCUGCCGGAAAGCAAUUUAUGCAUUGGGUUAUCUGAACUUUACACAACUGGGCCCUGAUGGAUAGAUUUAAGUUUUUUUUUUUUUAAUUCAUAGAUUUGAUUGAAUUUUUUAAAAUUCAUGUUCUGUAUCAAAUUAUUUGUGGAACUGAGUAUAAUUCUUAAGCUAAAGGGAGGAAUAUUUAUGGGACAUAAAUUUAUUCAACAAGCUAUGUAUUUCUGUCUAUGAAUAUCAAUUCUAAUCAAAAUUUAUGUUAUUUUUGUCCUACAGACUCUACAUAAAAUGGUGAGUGUAGAUUAAAGACAUGGUUUGAUCAAACACAGCUAGUAAAUUUUUUGCAUGUAAGGAAUGUGGCUUUGAAGUAAUUUCUUGUUGAUGUGUCUGUUUUCAUCUCUGUCUGCAAGGUUUGAUCACAAAUCAAUUGUUAGCCUCUCUAAGCCAAUCUCAAAGGGCAAAACUAACAGAAUAGGAUACCAUAUUUCCAUGUUUAAGCACCUACACAUAUUUGCACCCCUCUUCCAAAUAAGCACACAACCUUUUGGGUCAUAAUGUCAAACAAGCAGUCCUCUUGAAUAAGUGCCCCCCUCCUCCCUCCCCUGAGCUGAGGGCCACGAGGAAGACCUGUUUCUAUUUCCAUUUUAUAUGCAACUUUUGAAUAAUAACUGGAGAAUAGUUUCUUUUCUAUUCCAGUUACUUCUAUUUCCAUGUCCUUGCAGAGUUCCUUUAUGAGCAUUGUCUGUUCUUUCACAUAGUAUUUUUGUCUCAUUGGUACACUUAAUAAGCGCUUGCCUAAUUUAAGCCUGAAUUGUUAUAUAUGCACCUUGCACUUAUUCAAGAAAAUAUAGUAUGUUGAAAUAUGGAGGGAGCACUCUGCAUUUCGCAAUGAACACCUAGUGAAUGCAAAUAAUUAUCGCAAUUCCAUGAUUGUUUCUUAGUCCCCAACCUCCUUGAAGAUAACCCUUAGACAGUUACAAGAAGGACAACAUUUAAGUCUUAGUGACUGUUUGAAAAUGGAAUACAGGUUAACCCAGAGGUGUAUGGUGAGUGGAUCAUCCUUUAAUCAGCAUCAUAAUUGGGUGAACUCAUACUAACACUAUACUAAGAUGCCAUAAAUCUGAAAAUUUGGUGGAGUUUUGGUGGACAAGUGCUAGAACAUCAAAGGAAAUUCAGUAUUGGUUGAGUUUAUAACUCUUGUUUGACCCUUUUUUAAUAUCAGUUGUGAUUUUUUCCCUUUGUUGAGGAACAUUGUCCAUUACUGGGUGAUGUGCUUCUAAAUUACAAAAAUAGCAAAUUGGUAUAACAGAGACAGUCUUGCAUCAUGAUUGUGAUCAAGCUAGCCUACUUAGUACAAGUAAUUUAACAUCAGCAGACUUUUCCUGCUGGUUCAGUUUCUUAUGGCUAGUAGAAGUACAGUGAUGUCAUAAUUAGUUUUUAGGUAUUUCAGUUACUACUUAGUAAUUUAGAUCAGGUGCUUUAUUGCUCAGCUUGCUAGUACAUACACAUAAACUGCAUUUGAAUUUGAAGAAGCUAUUUUUUCCCCUCCCAUCCCUCCCAGCAACUUGUUUUGCUGGUCUUAGUAACUGUCCAGGUUUUCUUCCAUAUGGCCUUUUGAUUUUUUUGUUUAAUAUUUUGUUUGAGUAUUAUUGUAUUAUUAGCUUAUAUAUAUAUAUAUACACACACGCACACACAUAUAUAUAUAUAUAUAUAUAUAUAUAUAUAUAUAUAUAUAUAUAUAUACCUAUAUAUAUAUAACUAUAUAUACAUAACUAUAUAUAUAUAAGUAAAGAAGAAUCAAAGAGGACGAUCAUUCUGUUACUCUGAAUUUUGUGCUUUCUUUCUUCAUAUAUAUAUAUAUAUAUAUAUAUAUAAAAGAAUCUAAUUCCUUUCUUUCUUCAUUAUAUUUUACAAUUUCCCUGAUUAGGGACAGUGUUCAUGCAUGCAUGUAUUCCACCCUUGUAGCAGAUUGUGAACUUGUUCAGUUUGCAAUUUUUCCACAUCAUGAAAUUGCCUUUGCAUGUCUAGUACGUUAACCAAUGAUUUCUUACAACUCUCCACUCUGCAAAUUAUCCACAGCAGAAAUGUAGCUGUAUCACUCAUCAGCCAUGCUUUUUCAGAAUUAAUUUAAACAUUUUCAUUUGCAGGAGGACAAUGAUUUUUAUGAAGGAAUAAGAGCUGGUAAGAAGUGUUUUACAUUUUGUUGAUCUUAGUAACUGAAGUGAAUUUACUUUUCCACAUUCUGGUGAACCAUACUAAAUGACCUACUUAGUUCAUCGUAUUGCCCAUUUUGUGAAAAAAAAAAAUUAAAUAUAAGUUAUGUUCUAAGAAUUUGAUUGCACUUCCAUUGAAUCUUGCCUUUUUCUUUUAGUUUUAGUGGACAAAGAUAAUAACCCCAAGUGGAAGCCUGGAAGUUUGGCUGAUGUGUCAAACGACAAGGUGAACAGCUACUUUAAAACACUGGGAGACAGAGAACUUGUUCUUUGAUGUUUCAUGGUAACCAUCAGUUCUAUAGGGGAAAAAGACUCCAGGACAGAAUGAUGACUACAUGAAUUACUCUGGUGGAUGAAAGAAUGUGAACAGCCUCUACUUCUGCAAUAAAUUCCAUACUGUGUCAUAUUAUGGAUUGCUGUGUCCUCUUGAAUUUGUCUAACAAACCGAUCCUGUUAACUGAAUGAUUUAGGCAUAAAACACAUGCAGAUGGUUAAUCUAGGUCAAAGAACUUGUGUAAAAUUCAUUUUGAUCAACUUGUGAAAAAAAAGUUGGUUGAUGGUUGUGGAUGGAUUGUUUUGCAAAUUUUAAUUGGUGCUUGGGCUUGAGGAGAGGGUGAUGUGAAUGAGAAGACUGCAUGUAACUAUUAUUUUUAUGACCAAAAACAUUAAAUAACACUGCUUAUGAUUCUGUAUUU
Pocillopora meandrina is the source of this 9057-nucleotide messenger RNA. The record is from the annotation of a GenBank genome assembly. NCBI's taxonomy places the organism in Eukaryota, Metazoa, Cnidaria, Anthozoa, Scleractinia, Pocilloporidae.